GCAAAUCGCGGGGGCGGGUUGCCUUGAGCAAACGCUACAACCUUGCAAACGCUUCAGCUAAUCACCAAAUCCAGGCAUGAUUAACGCGACGAUCCUAGCAGAUUGCGGCAGUUGAGCAUCAGAAUUCACCGACACCCAUAGUCGGCUCACCGAUACCCGGACUUGGCCAAAACUUUAUACCCCUGCCCUCAGACGGUGGCGGGCGAACCUCAUGCAAGUGUUCAACAAGCUGUUCCCAGACGUGGCUUGGACAAGGCUACGGGACAAGGCAGGAUGUUGCUUCAGUUGCGAGAGUAAGAAGAAAUUACGGCAAUCUUCCUUUCCCGACAUACGAGAGACCAUGUCUUGUCGUGGUGGCGGGAGAUACAAAAGCCUCCGUCUGCCUCUGACCGGAGUGCUACAAGUACUCAGGCUUCAAAUCACUCCUUGCAAAACUGCUCCCUCCACAAGUCGCUCGUUUCAACUCGCUCCAGUCACUCUUUUUAAUUGAUUGUCGUUCUACCGGGUUUACCUUUCCAGCUUUUCAUAACAUCAAUCCUCAACAAUAUCAAUCACCAUGAAGUUCACAAGCAUUGUUGCGCCUCUCCUCUUGGCUUCCACUGUCGCCGCUGUUCCCAGCUGGAGAGACUGGCACGGUCCGGGUCCGCAAUGCCCUGAAAGUACUUGCCUGACUCAAGCCGACGCUGAUGACAUCGUUGCCAAAUUCAUCAGCAUUCUCGAUCAUCCGGACGUCGCCGCAUCGAAUGCCACUGCCCAAGCCUUGUUGGGGGACAGCUUUUUCGAGAAGUCUGACUCCAUCAAUAUGCUUGCUGGUCACCCAAUUGGCGCUGUCACAUUCUCUGGCAAGACUCAAUACAUUCAAGGCGUUCUCCUCGCUCCAUCUAUUACGAACAUCACGACGUACAAGACCAUGGUCGCUGGGUGCACAAACGUUCUAUGGUACUGGAACAUGGCAGGCAUUGGAAGCAAGCAGAUCCCAGUCAACGGAUUCAACCUCUUUGAGAUCACUCCUCAGAAACAGAUUGCCGACAUGUUCGUCGAAUUCAACAACAUUGGCUGGGGCAUCGACACUGGCUUCACGGUCUACAGCCGCAAUGGCACCAAACUUCCUUUGGCGUAGAGCACAGGUGAGGGAAGUGUGCUGGGUCUGAGGCCAGAGUCUCUUCUUGAUGAAGGUCACGGCUGUCUUUUCACCAUGAUAUGAACGUGUUUCUAAGGUUCUUCUGGGUGCUAUUGGUAUGUCGGCUACGCGCCAGCUAGGAUCUGCCACCGCUCAUGCCAAUUUGGGUUGUGCCGAAGUAGAAAUCUAUUUCUUCGCAAAUCAUAUACUAUUCUCCACAACAGACUCAAUAGACCUACCCUUGUGCACCGGCAUCUGGUCCUGUUAUCCUUCAUGAAAACGCUCUAGAGGAUGCACCACGUAUCCGACAGGAGUUGGACGGAAGGGAUCCCGGAAUCACGAACUGAUGUCCGACUUCGUGUGCGUAACUCCUGGACUGGGAUAUGAUUUGCAACUUAGAUCACUCGGUAGAUAGGAUUCGACCAAUCUCUCAG
This is a messenger RNA of Cladophialophora immunda, 1554 nucleotides long. RefSeq lists its product as uncharacterized. The coding region runs from base 557 to 1120 and encodes 187 amino acids. The transcript has 2 exons. NCBI's taxonomy places the organism in Eukaryota, Fungi, Ascomycota, Eurotiomycetes, Chaetothyriales, Herpotrichiellaceae. The record is from RefSeq and is a predicted model, not a curated record.